Molecule: messenger RNA, 3256 nt
Organism: Rhineura floridana
Lineage: Eukaryota; Metazoa; Chordata; Lepidosauria; Squamata; Rhineuridae
Gene: SCD5
Product: stearoyl-CoA desaturase 5
Biological process (GO): lipid metabolic process
Molecular function (GO): oxidoreductase activity, acting on paired donors, with oxidation of a pair of donors resulting in the reduction of molecular oxygen to two molecules of water
Source: RefSeq, a predicted model, not a curated record
CUCUGACACACAGCAGCAGCAGCAGCACAGACGAGAUGCCAGCAACAGAUGCUGCCAGCCGUGCCUUGUCCCCGUAGAGCAUCUUCGAAAAGCCCUCCCGAGAAGAAGGCAGGGCAAGAACUCGGGAGAAGAAGGAGCAGAGGUGGGGAAGGGAGGGGGGCAGAGAGAGAGAGAAGAAAGACCUCCGACCCCAAAGCAGGAGGGCAGAAAGGCCAAGCCGUCGCCAUUCGUCGCCCCCAAUUAAAAAAAACCCUAAAGAAGCGCAUUGCUUCUUCUCUCAGCCGUUUGACAGCCCUCGCGUGUUGAUUUCUCUGCCUUCGGCCAUGUCCAAGGCAGGAGCCCGCAGCCUGAGAGAUGGAGACGCAAAACUGCCCUCCUGCGAGGCAAGAGAAGGCACCUCGGCGGGAUCGUCGGCCGGAAAGUUGGACCAGAGGCAAGCGAUUGUCUGGAGGAAUGUAAUCCUUAUGGCCUUGCUCCACGCCGGAGCGGUCUAUUCCCUCUUCCUCCUUCCCAAAGCCCAUCUGUUUACUCUGAUCUGGGCAUACUUAUGUUUCCUAGUGACUGCCCUGGGGGUGACAGCAGGGGCCCAUCGCCUGUGGAGUCACAGAUCUUACAAAGCCAAGCUGCCUUUGCGGAUAUUCCUGGCUGCAGCCAAUUCAAUGGCAUUUCAGAACGACAUUUUCGAAUGGUGCCGAGAUCAUCGAGUCCAUCACAAGUACUCGGAGACGGAUGCCGACCCCCACAAUGCCCGGCGUGGCUUCUUUUUCUCCCACAUUGGCUGGCUCUUUGUCCGGAAGCAUCGAGAUGUCAUAGAGAAAGGAAGGAAGCUGGACUUCAGUGACCUGCUGGAAGAUCCUGUUGUUAUGUUUCAAAGAAAGCACUAUAAGGUUUCAGUCGUGCUGAUGUGUUUUGUCAUUCCUACUCUUGUGCCUUGGUACUUCUGGGGAGAGAGCUUGUGGAAUUCGUACUUUCUUGCAUCAGUCCUCCGCUACACCAUCUCGCUCAAUGUCUCUUGGCUGGUCAAUAGUGCUGCUCACAUGUAUGGCAAUCGGCCAUACAACAAGAACAUUAAUCCUCGGCAGAAUGUAUUCGUCACAUUAGGAGCCAUUGGCGAAGGUUUCCACAACUACCACCAUACCUUUCCAUUUGAUUAUUCAGCUAGCGAGCUUGGCUUGAAAUUCAACCCCACCACAUGGUUCAUUGACUUCAUGUUUUGGUUGGGCUUGGUCACGGAGAGGAAGCAGGCACCCAGGGAGAUGAUCCAAGCUCGCAAAGAGAGGUCUGGAGACGGCAGUUCUUGAGAAACGAAAUCAAGUCUCUGAACGUUGAUGCUGCUGUAUGUGUUGUUUGUAUGUUUUUUCUUUGGAGAGGGGGUCACCUUACCCCCACCUUCCCCUUAGGGGGGAAAUGGUAUUUUUCAUUGACCAUAGGCCAAGUCAAUUCCUGGAUUAAUUCCAUUUUACUUUAGCGCAGUGGUUUUUAAACUUUUUGUUGUUAGGCAGCCAUUUUCCACGCCAGCACAUCUUCCAAGAAGCCCCUGAUUGUGGCAGAAGGGCAUGUUCUAAAGCAAGGGUGGGCAGACCUUAGACUUUCUGUUGCAAGCUUCACUUGUCCCCUCUGUUCCAGAUGUUCAGGUGGUGAGUGAGGUAUGAGUAGGGUUUAUUUAUUUAUUACAUUUAUAUACCGCCCCAUAGCCGAAGCUCUCUGGGCAGUUUACAGCAAUUAAAGACAAUAAAAACCACAAAAACCAAUAUACAAAUUUUAAAACACAAAAAACAAUUUAAAAACACAAUUAAAAAAAAACUUAAAAACAAUUUAAGUUGGAGGGAAAGAAAGUCCUAAGGGGAGGGAAGCUCCCCCCCAGCCCAAAGAGGACUGAGCAUGCUCAGUGGCCAUGGAAUGCUGACUAGCUUUCAGGGCAGGGCAUAUAACGGGAGGGGAGGGAAAUGGAAUGGAGUGCCUAGAAUCCACACCGCUGCACUCCACACUGAAACAUUUCGUUGCAGGUCUCAGUAGCCCAAGUAUCAGUGCAUAUCUAAGUUUCUUAACAGAUCAGAUCAGGGAUUCAAACGUAAAACUCUAAAACAGGCCAGCAAAUCUGCUCAAAUACCUGAUUAAAGGCAACCUGUGACUACUCAAAUUUUACAGGGGUGGGAGAGAGAUAAGCAAUUAGCACAAGGCCAACCAGAGCAAAAUUUCCCGCCACCUUAACUACAAGUUGCAGGAACAAGAAAUUGUGUCUGCUCUCUUAAGCAUAAAGUCCCUUUUUUAAAAUGGCUGGGAAACAUUGGAGCUCCGAAAGACACAGCUUGCUGAUGGAUCAGGCAAAUUAUACAGUCAAGAGAGUGGCUAUAUACUAUAGCCAGCAUGGAUUUUUCACAUUCCACUACGUGAAAUUGAAAAUACCCCCAUGCCAUUCUGACGCUUCCCAUAAACUCAUUUCAAAACAAAAUCUUACAAAACAUAUAGUCCUGAACUGAGAAAUGGUUGCUUAACAACCCUCUAAGUUUUCAUGGUGAUACACAAGACACUAGAGUUCGAAGUAUAAAACAAGAGAAAAAAAUCCAGACCCCUGUUGGACUUUUUUGUCAGUGGUUUCAUAAUUUGUUGAAAUUAAUAAAAAAUCAGCCAUGUUCACAGAAUACCUGUAAUCCUAUUACUGACCUUGUUCCAUACUCUGACUUUCAUCUUCUGCAGCUUCAAAGUUUAAAAAUUGCAUGGCUGAUUUUUAAUUAAUUUAAGAAAUUUAACAUUGAUCUAUGAUAGCGCAGGCAUCUCAGUAAGAACCAACUGUCAAUUUUCUAACAGUCAGACUCAUAGUUGUUUGGCUUGGCUAAUCAGGGAACCACACUCAUGCCAGACCUUUAUUUCACUUUAGACAGUCAUGGCUUCCCCCCAAGAAUCCUGGGAAGUGUAGUUUGUGAAGGGUGCUGAGAGUUGUUAGGAGACUCCUAUUCCCCUGACAGAGCUCUAGUGGCCAGAGUGGUUUAACAGUCAGCCCCUCUUCUGGAGAUUGUAGCUCUUUGGAAUAAAUGCCUGGUGUAGAUGUGGCCAGGGACAACUUUGGUUUGAAUCUGAGUGGGAGACUACAUGUGUAGAUCCCCCCAAAUAAUGAUACUGUUAAGAAUAUUUUCCUUUGGAAAGGAAAGGAGCUUUCCCUCUGCCCAGUGCCCACACACCCAAUCAAUCUUCUCCUCUUCCUCUUCCUCUCCCCCGCCCGCUCCCCCUCUCCAUCCUCCCCUUCCCCCUCCUCCCC